AGGCGCAGCAGGUGCAAGGCCCUGGCCAGGCCGUGGCCUUGACGUGCCACCAUGGACACAGCCCUGGCGGCCCCAGAGCCCUUCCUGGCCACCCCGCAGGCUGAGAUGCUGGAGGAGCUGCUGCAGGCCCAGCUGGGGCCCCUGCCCCGGCUCGCCGCCAUCUGUAGGCUCAAGCGGCUGCCUUCGGGCGGCUACUCCUCCACGGACGACCUGCAUCUGGUGCUGGAGCGCAGGCGCGUGGCCAACGCCAAAGAGCGCGAGCGGAUAAAAAAUCUCAACCGUGGCUUUGCCAAGCUGAAGGCGCUGGUGCCAUUUCUGCCGCAGAGCAGGAAGCCCAGCAAAGUUGACAUCCUGAAAGGUGCGUCGGAAUACAUACGGGUGCUCGGCUGUGUUCUGGAAGGAGCAAAGGCCUCAGAGAAACAAGGCUCCGAGGAACAGACCCACAGUAGCAGACCCUCUGACCCUCAUGUGUCCUCGGCUAGAGGGCUCUUGGGAAACGCUACCCAGCCUACCAGCUGUGCAAGUGACUUGAAGAAAGAAGAGGAGGGGCCUUGGGCGUACGGUGGCCACAGUGAGCCAUUGUACACCUGUCAUCAGAGCACGACACCUGUGACUAGGAGUUACUUCAUUCAUCAAGAGUCUGAUGAAAGAUUUCUCCUAAAAUAGUCAUGUAUAAUUUGAAAAGCUCCAAAAGAUUUACUGAGAU
Molecule: messenger RNA, 706 nt
Organism: Peromyscus eremicus (cactus mouse)
Lineage: Eukaryota; Metazoa; Chordata; Mammalia; Rodentia; Cricetidae
Gene: Figla
Product: folliculogenesis specific bHLH transcription factor
Exons: 3
Coding region: 52-666 (204 amino acids)
Biological process (GO): developmental process; regulation of transcription by RNA polymerase II
Molecular function (GO): protein dimerization activity; RNA polymerase II transcription regulatory region sequence-specific DNA binding; DNA-binding transcription factor activity, RNA polymerase II-specific
Source: RefSeq, a predicted model, not a curated record